Molecule: messenger RNA, 1628 nt
Organism: Maniola jurtina (meadow brown)
Lineage: Eukaryota; Metazoa; Arthropoda; Insecta; Lepidoptera; Nymphalidae
Product: sodium/potassium/calcium exchanger 4-like
Exons: 5
Coding region: 667-1452 (261 amino acids)
Biological process (GO): calcium ion transmembrane transport; intracellular calcium ion homeostasis
Cellular component (GO): membrane
Molecular function (GO): calcium channel activity; calcium, potassium:sodium antiporter activity
Source: RefSeq, a predicted model, not a curated record
UUAAUUUUGAUUCAUGCUUAUUUGUUCAUUUACCUCAUAGAUUGCAGCCAUUUUACAGCCAUUGUACCGCUGCAUUGAACAAUAAGUUAGGUACUUGAUAUUAUCAACCUGAUUAAUUUAGUAACAAGAUCACCUCCCGCAUUUUUAAUUUAUCAUAUUUUGUUGAUUGCCCAUUCAAUAUAGAUAUUUGGUAUUUAGAUAUCUAAAGAUCUAUGUAAUUGGUGUCACACAUAGCUAAGCUAUCGGUAAUCCCCUUUAAUCCAUUUUUGGAUAUGACGAAAACACGCUACAAUUCUAUAUUUGAAAGGUCGGCGCAACGGAAUAUACCCAGUAGGUACCUACUCAGCCAGUGCAUAUCGACUACCUGAGAUUUUAUUUGUUUACCCUACAACUGAUGAAAGUAAAAUGAACCUAAUCGAUUUAGUCCAAUGAUAAACAACUUCGUGUACAAGAAAAUAUUAAGCUUACUCGUGAUUGGUCGGCGUCGAAGUGACUUGUAUGUCACUCCACACUUUUAAUGCAACGGCCAUAAUUUAUUUGCCAAUGAAAUUGAGUUGGAUCAACGGUGAAAUAUUCGAGUUUUUCAUUUCACAAAGGAUAAAUUCGUUGUGUUAGCUGUUAAAUUUUAAUUUCUAGUCGUUUUUUGUUGUUUGAUAUUUAAUUGUGAUGGCUAAAAGAAUGCUGAAUAAGAAAAGAAAACAAAAGAAACAAAAAAAACAAAAGAAGAUUUUAUGCACGAGUAAAUACAGGGUAUCUUUUUGCAUCCGCGUUCUGUUAUUCUUCGGCAUACCGAUAUUUUACUUUCUUGUGAACUCACAUAAUGCAACUGUCGAAGAGGAUAACUCAGGUCUGGAACCUAGUCUUGCAUCUCGCCACCUGUUGGGACUAAUUGAACAAGGAAAUAAAAAUUGCACGCCGCCAGCGAUAUUAGAAUUUCCUUCUGAUGGCCUGAAUAGAUCCCAAAGACAGCACGGAUUUAUACUGAUUCAUUGCGUGUUGGCCGUGUACUGUUUUUUACUGCUGGGGAUCAUCUGCGAGGAUUACUUUGUGCCUUCGUUGGAAAUAUUAUGUGAACGUUUGAACAUGAAAGCUGAUAUUGCCGGAGCAACGUUCAUGGCUGCAGCCAGUUCAAGCCCCGAGCUCUUCAUAAACUGUAUAGGCACCUUCGUGACACAGGGAGAUCUUGGUGUGGGCGCCAUAGUGGGUUCGGCGGUGUUCAAUGUCCUUGCUGUGCCCGCUUGCUGCGCUCUGUUUGCUGGCAGGGUGGUAGAAUUGGAUUGGUGGUCUGUCUCCCGAGAUUGCAUGAUGUACGCGGUGGCGGUCGUUGUCCUGAUCUUUACUCUACUGGAUGACAAAGUGUAUUGGUACGAGGCUUUGUUGCUGGUUGUGCUGUACACGUUCUAUAUUCUUAGUAAGUAUUUAUUUUCUGACUAUACUCACUUUAAUCUUUGAAUGAUAUGAGUACCUAUCUAAGAAGAUUUAAUCAAUCACAUGGGGAGCUUUUCUGAUUUAUUGAAUUUAUCAGAGAUGAUUAUAAUAUGGUAAUAAUGCGUAAAACCUAUUGUAAUAAUGAGUUAUCAUUGUAUCGUAAAUAGAUCUUCUAAGAAUCAUGCUUGGUAAAAAACAAA